GGGGGCAGAUGACGUGGCGAGGGAGGGCAAUGGCGUGGCAAACGAGAUUGACUACGUGGCAUCGUUAAACAGAGCUCUACCUGACGAUAUUCGUGUGCUGGCGUGGGCUCCUGCACCUUCCGACUUCAGCGCCAGGUUCAGCUGCUUGGAGCGAGAAUACAGAUAUUACUUUGUGGACGAGCCUGGCCUUGACAUUCUGGCGAUGCAGCGAGCAGCAGAGCUCUUCAAGGGCCGUCACGACUUCCGCAAUGUCUGCAAGAUGGACGUGGAGAACGUCAAGUCGUUUGAGCGGGAUAUCAUGUCGUGCCGCAUCGUGCCCUUUGCCGGCCCCUUUGCUGCCCGCUUGCUGCCCUCUCUUCCCGUGACUUCUGGGGUAGAGUCGAACCCAAGCAAGCCCCCCCAGCGUCCGUCGGUGUGGGUGCUGCAGGUGGUUGGGACGGCAUUUCUCUGGCACCAGAUUCGAUGCAUGAUGGCCGUGCUGCUAAUGGUGGGGCGGGGGCAGGAACGACCCGAGGUGGUAUCAGAGCUUCUGAGAGUGCAUGAUGGACCCUUCACCAGCAAGCCUCAGUACGCCCCUGCGGAUCCCCAUGGCUUGGUGCUGCACCGAUGCGCCUUCCCUGCCUCCCUGCGCUUCAGCUGCUCUGCCAAUGCCAAGCGCCUCCUCUGUCGGUCAAUCCGCCAGCAGUUGAACGCAGCCCUCAUCCGAUGCUCCGUGCUGCAAUCUGCACUUGACGCUGCGGAGUCUGCUGCUGCUUCCUCCGCUGCUGAUCCCUCUGAGUUCUUCUCAGAGGGGGAGGGUGGAGAGAAGAAGCUGGCCCACAUUCCGCUGCACCGGAGACCAAGAGAACCAUCCCUUGAAGAGCGAAGAAAGAAGCUUGAGGAGAGACCACCACGCCGAUAAGGGCGUCCCGUCCCGGUGCCAAUAAGGACAUCCCUUGUCCCAGUGCCGAUAAGGACAUCCCUUGUCCCAGUGCUAGUUAAACACUUCAGCGCUAGUUGCCUGCCACUAGUUGCUCCUGGAGCAAAGCUGCCAUAACGCUCCAGUCUAGGAAAGAACGGUAUUUUCUAGCACUCCAGCUGUCAAAUUCAUCCUGGUGUGAGUUCAGUUACCAAUGCUUAUCUAGUGGCAUGUUGUUGUAACAAACUUGCCAUAUGAAG
Closterium sp. NIES-67 is the source of this 1158-nucleotide messenger RNA. NCBI's taxonomy places the organism in Eukaryota, Viridiplantae, Streptophyta, Zygnematophyceae, Desmidiales, Closteriaceae. The record is from the annotation of a GenBank genome assembly.